AUGCCUGCAACGCAGGCCAGUGCCGUUGACAGCGGCCCAACAUCGCUUCCGAUCCUGCGAGGCGCGGUGGACACCGUCGCCCAUGAGUGCCAUGCGCGUCUGGGAUUGACAUCCGAGGAACUUCAAGCAAAGUCACCGACUGUCGAUGAGUUUUUCGAUGCGAUAGCUGGGGAGCGGCUGCGCCGGAUGCCCGCGGACGGCAGUCGCCUGGAUAGUACUCUCCGCCGAGCGUCGCGUUUGGCUUUUGCGGUUGCGUCGUUGCGCGAUUCGGUCACGAGCUUUAUGGAUGGCGCGGAAGACGCGACCAAGAUGAUAUGGGGAACUACGCUGCUUUUGUUGGAGAUGGGAAUUGACAACAUCGAAAUGAUUGAUACCAUAUUCAGCCGAUUUGGUCGAGUCACAUUGGGCAUUUCGUACUUGCUUCAACAAGAGAACGAUUUCCAGAUGUCUAGGGCUUUACAGCAAGAGGUUGCCGAGAUCUACGCCCACCUCCUACAGCUGGUUGUUCAUAUCUCUGUGGAGUACCGGCAGGUUAUGCGGACACAGAACUGGCAGUCCAUGCACGAGGUUAUCAACCAUGGGUUCUUCUGCUAUUUCAACCGAUUUACCAUCCAUUGGCGCCGGAUACGCAAGGCAAGCUGGACGGCUGUGAAGUCCAAGAUGCAACAUGUCGAUCUGGAAACUGUGUACCAAUUCCUCGAAAUUCAGGAUCGCCCUCUCCAGAUGCUGCUCGAAAGCCAAGCCCACUCGCUUGCAGACGGGUCUUUUUCGUGGUUUGAGUCCCAUUUGACUACCUUCACUGUUGGCCCACGGAGCUUGAUGCUUGUGCGAGGAAACCCGGGUGCUGGAAAGAGCGCACUUGCCCAGUGGACAAUCGAGCGCCUACAGGUCUCUUCCGAGUACGACAUCUGGAAUGUCAUUCCCAUCGUAAUCCGGUCCGAUGUACAUAUAACCACGUUGACCCUUAGCAUUCUCAAGGGUAUUUUGAUACAGAUGCUUGACUGCUGCGUAACAAGCCGCAAGACCCAAGACGAUAUAAUUGCUGUGGUCGCCGAAGCCAUUACUGAGGCCGAGACAGGAGCAUCUGACCCUCAAGUUGAGGGCCUCUUGUGGACCGCGAUUCGCACGGCCGCUCAGUCGAAUCUGCAUUUCAUGAUUGUCGUCGACGGGAUGGAUCAAAUAAGGCACGCCACGAACAGUGUUGGCGCUUUCCUCGAGCUUUUGCAGGCUACCGUUGUCGAUACCCCCUCUAAGUUGAUUAUCUUCACCCGCCCAUUGAGCAAGGAACAGAUCCCUAUUCGCGAGACCAAAACUACGCACCAGGUUGCAAUGGACGCGUCAAUUACGGAAAGCGAUCUGAAAGCUUCAAUCCGCGACCUGGUGACUUACGAUCCGGCAUUCGCCGGGCUGAGUUUAUCUCAGCGGCAGCCCUUGAUACGUGGAAUCGAAGCUCGCUCCCAGGGUUGCUUUAUAUGGGCGCAGCUGGCCGUGGAGGCGGUGCGAGCUCAACACACAUACAGCGAUAUGCAUACAGCGGUCAAUGAAAUUCCCAACAACCUGGGCGGGCUUAUCGACCUGCAUCUGCGUAGCACCAACUUACAGCGUCCCGGCACUCAUAGUCUUCUGGCCUGGCUUACGGUGGCGGAGCGUCCCCUCCGGCCUAAUGAAGUCGAGCAGCUGCUAUCGGUCAACACGCAAACUCACAAGCUAUCAACAUGGUCUGGAAACGUCGAACGGGACGUAUUCGAGCCACUUAGACGGUUGAUCACGCUUCGAGACGGCUUCGUCACCUUCCGCCAUCCUAUCGUUCGCGAACAUAUCCAAGCAAGGGCACAGAUGAAGAAGGUUGUCACUUUCACUCUAGGAGAUGCACACCAUGAUCUUCUGAUCCGCUCGUUGACCUGGGUACGUCGAAAUCUGACGGAUGAGAUACCUGUGUCUUGGGAUAAGAUGACUGUUCUCGCGCGUGACCGGUACCUUGAUGCGUUUAUCUUGCUGGAGUAUACCGCCCGAUACUGGAUGUCGCAUAUGCUCUCGUCGAGCAUGGCGGUUGAUGACGAGCUUUCAUACUCCCAAGCCUUCCAGCGCGCCCUUCCGGACUCGGUACUAUUCGCUCAGUUAGAGCUCACCAACCAAGAGUCUCAAUUCAGUCGCUCAAGUAUCACCACUUUAUACAAAAUAGCUGUCACGGUACGACGGGAUGUGCUGGGUAUGGACUCGCCAGCCGUCCUACAAAGUCUCAUUAUCAGCGCCCGUGCAGCAGACCGAGCUCAGGCACCGUGGGCUAACGACCAUCUGUACGAUGCAUGGACCCGCAGUCGCAUGCGGCUGGGUCCGACCGAUACCAUCACACAUGACCUUGAGCAGCUCCUUGUAGCGACUGCUGAAGGCGCUGGAAAAGCGGACCGUGCAGCUGGUCUCAGAACAGAUGCACUCCGGGGUAUGGCUUUGGACGGGUGGGAGUCAUCGGAUAUUAGCUUCGCUCAGCGAUUGCAGUAUCUUGACAGGCUUGUUAAGGCUUGCGAGAAGGAAAACAAACAUGACAAGGCGUAUGAUGUCUCGAAACAGUUCUACCACAAGACCGUCAAGGUAUACGGACCGUACUCAUCGGAAACAAUGGCUGCGGCGGAAUAUCUCACCAACAACUUCCGAAUCGCCCCUCCGGAUGAUCUUGCUUUGGAGCUUGCCCAGACAAAAUACGAGACUAUGGUUCGCUCGAUGGAUGCCUCGGAUCCGCGUCGGGUGGAAUACUCGCUCUCGCUGGCCAAGAUGUACGAAGAGAAUUCGCAACCGGCUAGAGCCGAGGAGGUCUUGACGAAGUUGUGGCAGAGUCUAUACGGCCCGGAUAAAGAACACAAGGCGCCAUGGGACCAAAAGACCAAGGUCGUAUUUUAUUAUUCCAAGUUCCUUAAGCGGCAAGGCAACCAUGACGAUGCCGCCGCUCUCCUCCGCCAGCUGUCUACUGAUCUGGAGGCAGAAGGAGGUGUUCGGUCUUCAGCGAUGGCCAGUCGUGCACAGCAGUUACGGCGGGAGGCUCGCGAGAUGCAACUCUAUGACAUGGAUCGCGCCCUAGGAAUGCAGUUGUGGAAGUACUACAGGUCCACAGACCAAAUGUACCACCAUGAUGCCAUAACCCUAGCACGGAGCCUUACUGAAGGAGCUAUCCCUGCGGAAGGACAUGCAGCCGAUAUGGGUAACCUUUCAGUAGAGGAGAACAAAAUGCUUCCUGAAUGGAUCGACAGCAUUGCGUCUGCCGCGACUGAUGAAGCUAGCCGGCGCAUGCCGCUGCUUCGACUAUGCCAUCAGUUGGCACGUCAGCACAUGAAAGACGGUCAAUGGCAGCAGGGAAGUGAAAUCGUUUGUGCGGUUCUAAAACAUACAUGGCCUAGUUUUGAGGACCCGGCGUCCAAGGACAAGUUCUCAUGCGACGAGGCUCCCACGAUGGCUGAUCUAGCGCAGGACCACGCAUACUGUCUAUUCCGCCGACUGGAUGUUCCGGCAGCAAGUGUUGUCUACGGAAAUGCGUUCAAGGCCGCCAUAACGGCUGAGCAGGUAGAGGUGCAGUCUGUUACAACAGUUGUCAAGACUGUGGUGGACUUCUACGAGAGCACCUUCCAGUUCGACAAAGCGCUGGUUCUUUUACGCCAGGUCAGUGAGUUCUUUGCGUCGCGGCUCGGUGAGAAGGAUAAGCACACCCUUGACAGCCGCUACUAUGAGGGUGAUCUCGCGUUCCGCUUGGACCGCCGUAUAGAAGCCGAAAGCAGUUACCGUCAUAUUUACAAGGCGUCUAUCAAGGAUGGCAAGAUUGCAGCGUCGGGCGUACGUGCUGCUGUAGCCCUAGUGGCACUCUACGAGCAGAACAAAAAUUGGGAUGCAGCCUUGGAGGUGUACCGGCACCUGUGGCCGACACUGGUGCGCUUUGAUGAGAAGGAUGGCUAUGACCGCGCUCUUCUUGAGGGCUUACUGCCCAAGACAUACUCCGCUUACAUGUCGCUCCUGAUGCACCCCGCUAUCAAAGCAGGAUAUACGGAGCGCCUUCAGGUUGCCUCUGAGCAUCAGCAGCUUUGCCGCAAGCUGUACGGACCGACACAUGCUCGAACCCGCGACGCAACGCUUUCAGUUGCGGGGCUUUCCGCAGAAAGCGAUCAGCACUCGGGCGACGCGAUCCAUUUGUACCAGCAGGUCUUGAACACACACGACUGGGUUCCGCAGUCUGAAGCCACCCAUUCCUUGAAGGACAUGAAGGAUCCCCUUUCGAUUGACAUCAAGCACCGCAUGGCACAGCUUUAUCUGCGUCACCGUCAAGCAACACCCGAGGCGCGUAAGCUGUACAUGGAGGAGCUUGCGCUGGCUAAACAGCAGCAAGGCUUGUCGGCCCCGACGACACUGCAGUGGCUGCAAGAGAUCUGUCGGAUGUACUCCAGUUCCGAGUCUACCACGUUGCGUCAGCAGGGUGCAAAGAUUCUAGGUGGCCAUGCUGAGGAGGUCAUUCGUGUCACUGGAAACCAGCAGACCCUUGCUGAUCGCGGCCGCAAGCUAGCGGAGAUCUACUUGGAGUGUGGGUACAUCGAUGAAGGCAAUGCACUGAUCAGUAGCCUACGCCAGCAGGUUAUCGAAGAGACUCCAGCUACGCAUCGUCAGGCCUUGGAUGAACAUCGACCAGCAGUUUUUGUGGCGGCAUUCGAGGAGGUUUUUGGCAAGCGGCAGUCAGCGCGGGAGAUCCUUGACGAAUUGACUCACGAAGGGCAGGUGUACAACAACUUCCAGCAGAGCCUUACGAGCCACGACCUCAUGCCCACGCUGGCAGCUGGUGACAAGCUGCUUCGUCUCCAGAACCAGCAGAAGCAAACCCAAGCGGCCAAGAAUACCGAGGUGCAACUUUAUCAGUACUUCUGUAAUACGCUGUCCGUGGCGCGGCCUAUGCGUUCGAAAGAAGUUGUCCAGGUCUUCUACUCCAUGUGUCGCCGCGAGAGCCUCAACGAAAACUACACUUUCGACAUCGUGACCGAACUUACUGGUCUGGUGAAGGAUAUGUGCAACGCCUCUAGAUUCGAGGAUGCGGCUGUCGUUACGGGCGUGUUCCAUUCUUUUGCGCAUCUGACUGACAGCUUGCGGGCGAUGGAGACUAUCUUCACGGCUGUCAAGCUUUGCUUGUAUCUUAGCGGGUAUCAGGUCAACAAGUGCACGGACGAGGGCGUAGCGAAGAGAAUGUCCGUUGAAUCGGAAAUGCUCCUACAGGGGAUCAUGAAGACGGCAAAGGAGUUGCCGCUGCAGUUCACUGAGCUGCCCUUUACCGAGCUCAACGAUCUCAUCACUGUGCUGGGCGAGCAUGAGAUGUUCGAAGACCUUGAGUCCAUCCUCACCGAGCUCUGGACGUCCCGUAUGAUCCAAAAGACCUGGUCCCUAUCCGCAGUCGUCUGGAUCGGCCGCCGCCUCGUCGAAACGCGCUUCUGCCGCGGCCACGUCAACGCCGCAACGCAGCUCGGCAAAGACAUUUGCUACAACCUCCGCCAAGUCUGGGGCAAUACUGAUCCGGUAACCCUAGAAAUGAACAAGCUGCUCUCUGGGCUAUACACCGCAUCCGGGAACUAUCUCGCCGCAGCAGCACUGCAUGAGACCGCUCUCGCCGAACUCCUGAACAGCGAUGAACACGGCAAAAACGGUGCCGUUGAAGCAGUAACACAGCAUCUCGAGCUCUUGCAGCAUGCGCAGAUGCGUCUAGCCAAGGAGGGCCAGAGUGCCGCGAUUGAUGCCGCGACCGCACAGGAGCGCGUGCAGCAGAUUGCGACAAAGUUCGGACUCCCGAUUGAGCGAUUGCAGGCUGCGUCGAACGAUGAGUCGGUGGGUAUGUGGCAGCGGCCAAGACGGUUUAGUCUUGACGUGGAGGAGGCGGCCAAGCAUGAGAAUCACCUCCGGCAGUCGAGCGGGUCGGCGCUGCUCACGGGGAAUGGCGGUGCGAAGCGGAUUUCCAUCACGGCAUUGUAA
Messenger RNA from Aspergillus mulundensis, 5985 nucleotides. Its product is annotated as tetratricopeptide repeat protein. NCBI's taxonomy places the organism in Eukaryota, Fungi, Ascomycota, Eurotiomycetes, Eurotiales, Aspergillaceae. The record is from RefSeq and is a predicted model, not a curated record. The transcript is spliced from 3 exons. Bases 1 to 5985 code for a protein of 1994 amino acids.